This is a messenger RNA of Danaus plexippus (monarch butterfly), 3076 nucleotides long. RefSeq names its product long-chain fatty acid transport protein 1-like. Bases 219 to 2171 code for a protein of 650 amino acids. Gene Ontology annotation, cellular component: endoplasmic reticulum. The transcript has 12 exons. NCBI's taxonomy places the organism in Eukaryota, Metazoa, Arthropoda, Insecta, Lepidoptera, Nymphalidae. Gene Ontology annotation, biological process: triglyceride homeostasis. The record is from RefSeq and is a predicted model, not a curated record. Gene Ontology annotation, molecular function: long-chain fatty acid transmembrane transporter activity; long-chain fatty acid-CoA ligase activity.
AAUUUUAAAGGGAUUUGCAUUUAAAAUAUUUUGUACAUUUGAAAAAAAAGCAAAUUGCAUCGAAUAUUAUAUCAUUGUAUUUCUAAAGGUGCGUGAAGUCUUCGCGCGAAAAUUACGUCGUCAUAAUAAACUCGUCAAAGUUGCACGAAGAAAUCACGUUAGGCCGCCGACGAGUCCGUUUCUCAGUGAACCGCGUCUCGUGGCGCAAAGCAGUUGCGAUGUUGGCAAUAAUCAGUGUCGGGGUUUCGCUACUAGCGGCUUUAGUGUAUAUUGGAAUUAUAAAAACACUUCUAGUGUCUGUCGUUUUAGGUGUUCUCUAUACACUUAAAUAUCACAAACGAUGGUGCUAUAUCGCUAUUAAAACUGCUCCGAGAGAUCUGAGAGCCCUUUAUUGUUAUAUAAAGAUAUUGUUAAUAACAAGAAAAUUCAUGAGAAAAGAUUACACUGUACCAGACAUAUUCCAUGAAAUUGUGGUGAAGCAUCCUAAAAAACCAUGCUUCCUGUUACAAGAUGAAGUAUGGACUUUUGAAGAGGUUGAAGAGUUCAGUUUGAGAGUAUCAGCUGUACUAAAAUUAAAAGGUGUUAAAAAAGGUGACAUUGUUGGUCUUCUUGUGAACAACAGUCCUCAAAUGCCAGCAUUAUGGCUCGGCAAUGCACGGCUAGGUGGUAUUACACCACUCAUCAAUACAAAUCAGCGAGGAAAUACUCUGAUACACUCAAUAUCCAUAGCCAAAUGCAAUGUCCUCAUAUUUUCUGAUGAAUAUUUGUCAGUGAUCCAGGACAUAUCAAGUCAGCUAGAUCCUAAGUUAAAGUUACUUAAGUUUACGCAUCGUCCUUUAAAUAAAAAUCCCGUUGAAGUGAAUGGUAGUGGUGAUGGUAUUGAAGAUUUGACGGAUUUACUUGAAAGGACACCUCCUGCACCAUGGACCUUGGCUGAUGCCAAUGGAUUUCAAGGAAGACUAUUAUACAUUUUCACAUCUGGUACAACCGGUCUACCAAAAGCAGCUGUCAUAUCGAAUUCAAGAUUUGUAUUCAUGGCGUGUGGUCUCCACAACUUCAGAUUGAAUUCUUCAGAUGUUGUGUACUGUCCUCUGCCUUUAUAUCACACAGCGGGAGGUGUAGUUAGUGUGGGCCAAGCCUUAAUAUUUGGCUGUACAGUCGUACUGAAAACCAAAUUCUCUGCUUCCCAAUAUUUCCCAGAUUGUGUGAAAUAUAAGGCUACGGCAGCUCACUACAUAGGAGAGAUGUGUCGCUACGUGCUUGCUACUCCACCGUCCCCGGCGGACAGGAAUCACAGAGUACGGCUCAUAUACGGCAACGGUUUGAGGCCACAGAUCUGGACAGAGUUUGUGAAUCGUUUCAAUAUCCAAUACGUCACUGAGUUCUACGGAGCGACGGAAGGGAAUGCUAAUAUUGCUAACUCUGACGGUACUCCUGGCGCAAUUGGCUUCAUUUCCCGCAUCUUUCCGGCCGUAUAUCCAAUCGCUAUAAUAAAGGUUGAUCAGGAAACUGGGGAACCCAUUAGAGACUCCAGAGGACUCUGUCAGUUGGCUCAACCGAACGAGCCGGGCGUCUUCAUCGGGAAGAUAUCACCAAACAAUCCGACGAGAGAGUUCCUCGGAUACGUGGACCGCAGCGCCUCGGAUAAGAAGGUGGUCAGAGACGUGUUCACUCAUGGGGACUCCGCCUUCAUAUCCGGUGACAUUCUAGUGGCUGAUGAGUUCGGCUACUUAUAUUUCCGCGAUCGCACCGGAGACACGUUCAGGUGGCGCGGAGAGAACGUCAGCACCAGUGAGGUGGAGGCCGCCAUCUCUAACGUUGCCAACCAUAGAGACGCCGUUGUCUAUGGUGUUAUGGUUCCAAACACCGAGGGGCGUGCUGGGAUGUGUGGCAUCGUUGAUACUGAUGGUACCCUGGACCUGGACAAGCUGGCGAAGGACCUAUCAAACGACCUUCCUCCAUAUGCCCGACCCAUCUUCCUUAGAGUUAUGACCAGUCUAGAUAUGACCGGUACGUUUAAAAUGAAGAAGACAGAUCUUCAGAAGGAAGGCUUCGACCCCAGCAAGGCUAAGGGCGACAAACUGUACUACCUGGAUAUGAAACAAUGCAAGUAUCUCCCGCUCCAAGAGGACGAGUACAACAAAAUUAUAGAUGGACGUAUCAGGAUAUGAUCCGAAAGAAUAAUCCCUCUAGAGAUACUAUUCAUUUAAAAUAUUUCGACUAUAAGAUCUGCUUCAUUUACUCAUUGUUAUUAUUAUUUUUGUUAUACACGAAAUUUAUAUCGUUUGUUCUAAAUACAACAAUUCAGAAUCUUUAGAAGAAUCUCGUCGUUAUUAUGUUUAAAUACAAAAUUUAUUAUAUUCCAUUUAUAAAAAUAGUGAUAGAAAUUUAUGAUGCAUUUUUUUUUGUAUCUUUACCACGAGUUUCAUACAUUUUUUAGUGUUUACGAAUUAAAAACUGAAUACUUUCCGUAUAUGGUGUAACUAUAAACUUAUGGUAGGGGUACUGCAAUUUUUUUACAUUUUGACUUAUUUAAAUAUUAUUAAUUUUAUCGAAGUUGUAAUUGCAUUCGUUGCUUGCCUGAAUACUUUAUUUUAUUUCAGAUUACUAAACGUUAAUCUCUAACUGUUAUAUAAUUCUCAGCUAUUAGAUUAUAAUGUUCUACAUAAGAUGUACAAUUUUCACUCGAAUUGGAUAAUACUCUAAAAUGUAUAUCUAUUAUCUAUACCUUAUAAUUAUUGUAAAUUAUACCCAUGUUAUAUGUAAGUUUGUUUAUAUGUGUGUCAAGAUAGGAAAUAGUAAAUGAAAUUUUUUAAAUAUUGCAAUUAAUUUCAAGUAAUAAUAUUAAAGCUAAAUAUAUUUUCGUUAAUUCUAAUUAAAUGUACUUAAGGCGGAAAAGGGUUUUAACGGGAAUUGGCUAUGUAUAUACAUAUAUAUAUAGAUGUAAUAUAUGUAUUAUUUGAUUAUUUUUCUUAUUGAAUGACUUGUACACGGAUAUUCCCGGAUAUCCGGUAGUUUGUCAACAGUCACAAGCGUAAACUUGGCAGAAUAUUAACAUAUUAGACUAUGUAUUAUG